Trypanosoma grayi is the source of this 3342-nucleotide messenger RNA. Its product is annotated as putative transcription activator. The record is from RefSeq and is a predicted model, not a curated record. Gene Ontology annotation, cellular component: nucleus; chromatin. NCBI's taxonomy places the organism in Eukaryota, Euglenozoa, Kinetoplastea, Trypanosomatida, Trypanosomatidae. Bases 1 to 3342 code for a protein of 1113 amino acids. Gene Ontology annotation, biological process: regulation of transcription by RNA polymerase II; nucleosome organization. Gene Ontology annotation, molecular function: ATP-dependent chromatin remodeler activity; ATP binding; histone binding. The transcript has a single exon.
AUGUCGGCGAUGUGUGUGAGUCCCGGCGUGCGGCAGCGACAGGACCUGCACACCGCGAGCGAGCUGGACCGACGCAUGUGCGACCUUGCCGCGGCGGAGCUGUACGAGCAGAUUCUGCUCGGCUGCGUGCGGGCCGGGCUUGACCCCAAUGCCAAGAGUGAAGUCGAAGAGUACGACGGGUAUGUCCCACCGUCAUUCGAUCCCGUACAGGGCGCCCGCGUGGCGGCAGAGCAGCGCACGCGCCACGCAGAGAUUUACCGUGAGCGGGAGUCUAUCAUUCAGGCACUCCACGCGUCACCGCAGCACCGGCAGCUGUCUGCCUUCGAUCGGCUGCUUACAGAGACGGAGUACUGGACGGGCGUGCGCGAGUGGACCGGCAGCAGCGGCGGUGGCGGUGGCGGUGGCAAAACAAGUCGACUGCGCCGCCGCCACAAGGAAGCAGGGGAAAACGGCGGGGAUUCUGUGGGGUUUGACAUGCUUCACCUCACAGAGACGCCGUCGUACAUUCGCGGCAAGCUGCGGCCGUACCAAAUCGAGGGCGUCAACUGGCUGCUCGGCCUCUUCUCUUGCUGCAUCAACGGCAUCCUCGCCGACGAGAUGGGCCUUGGCAAGACGCUACAGACCAUCGCAACUCUGGCGUACCUCAAGUUCACACACGGUCUCCCAGGGCCACAUCUCGUUGUGUGCCCCAAGUCUGUGAUGGGCAACUGGUACCGCGAGCUCAAGCAGUGGUGUCCGGCACUCAGCGCCUUCAAGUUCCAUGGCCCCAGCGAAAUUCGGCCCCAGCUCAUUAAGUCCCACUUGCAGCCAUACGAGAAAAUUAAGUAUGACGUCAUUGUGACCACGUUUGAGAUGGUGCUAGAGGAGCUACCAACGUUCAAGCGCAUCCACUGGCAGUAUCUUAUUGUGGAUGAAGCGCACAAGCUCAAGAACGAGGAGAGCCGCGCCCAUACCGCACUUGACUCCCUCGUCACGAACCACCGUCUCAUCAUCACCGGUACACCACUGCAGAACAACCUCAAGGAGCUGUGGGCGUUGCUGCACUUCCUCGUUCCACGUCUCUUCGACGACUCAGAAUCCUUUGACGCAUGGUUUGACACAGCAAGCGGGCAUCAGGACAGCAACGCCAUGUCUAACAUGCACAAGAUUCUCGCCCCUCUCAUGAUUCGUCGCCUCAAGUCAGAGGUGAGCACCGGCAUCCCUCCCAAGAAGGAGAUCUACGUCGCAUGCAAGCUGACCAAGACGCAGCGAAAGUGGUACAUGCACGUGCUAGCCAAGGAUGCCGAGGUGCUUAAUAAGGCUUCUGGUGGAAGUGUGUCCUCGCUGACGAACAUUAUGAUGAACUUACGCAAGGUAAUUAAUCACCCAUACAUGAUGGAUGGCGGAGAAGAAGGGCCACCAUUUAUUACAGAUGAACGUAUCGUGAAGCAUAGUGGGAAGAUGAUCAUCCUCGAUAAGUUACUUCACCGACUUCUCCACGAUAAGGCAGAAAAGCACAAGGUCCUCAUCUUCUCGCAGUUCACGUCAAUGCUGGAUAUAUUGGAAGAUUAUUGCGGGAUGCGUGGAUUUAAGGUGUGCCGCAUCGAUGGAAACACAAGCGGAUACGACCGUGACGCCCAAAUGGCGGCAUUUAACUCUCCCAACAGCGACUAUUUCCUGUUCCUCCUCUCCACCAGGGCGGGCGGUCUUGGCAUCAACCUGCAGGCUGCAAACCACGUUGUCAUUUACGACUCCGACUGGAACCCACAGAUGGACCUGCAGGCACAGGACCGCGCCCACCGCAUUGGUCAGAAGCGAGAGGUGCGUGUGUAUCGCUUCGUGACAGAUGGUACAGUGGAGGAGAAGAUUUACCGCCGCGCGCUCAAAAAGCUCUACCUCGACGCGAUGGUGGUGCAGCACGGACGCAUGCAGGGGCGCGGCGGGAAGAAUGUGUCGAAGGAGGAGCUGCUCUCCAUGAUCAAGUUCGGCGCAGAGGAGAUCUUCAAGGCGAAGGACGAGGAUGUCACGGAGGCCGACAUUGAUCGGCUCUUCGAAGGAGAGGAGAAGUCGCGGCAGCUCACAAACGCCGUGAAGGAGCAGGUACAAAUGUCCCUUGCGAGUUUCCAGCUCGGCGCGGAGGAGGCGAAUGUGUACGACUUCGAGGGCGUUAGCUUCAAGGCCGGCGUAGAGUCGCGUAUUGUGCACAUCACACUCGCCACUCCGGUCGCGCAGGAUGAGCUGCACCGGCAGUGCUCGCAGCACGGCGAGGUGACAAAAGUUGUGCUGCACCCCAACCUCACCGAGGCGCUCGUUUUCUUCCGCUCCACCAGCGGCGCCAUUGAGGCAAAAGACAACUUGCCGUAUAAGUGCCAGUUCGCCGCCCGGGAUGCACAGACAGUGGUGCCGACGGAGAUGAUCACGGAGUACCUUACCGUUGGUGAGAAACUCGGUCGCGGGCACCGCGUGCGGGAGGCAAUACAGAAAUAUACAGAGGAAGAAGUCGAGCGCAUGCAGAGUCGCGCCGUCAAGGCACCUCCGCUGCGGCUCCCCAAACGCCCAAAUUUCCCGCCGUAUCAGCUGUACAAUGCCAAGCGGCUGCAGGAACUCCACACAACGGAGGUCGCGUUGAUGGUGCAGAACUGGAAGCGUAAGUACGAGUCCUCGGGAAAUGCCGACAAUGAGCAGCCGCAGCAGGAUAAAGAUAAAGAGGAGCAGAAGAAGGAUCCAAAUGAGGAAGAGGAUGAGACGCUGACAGCGGUGGAGCAGGAAGAACGUGAGCGGCUCCUUAACGAAGGGUUUGCCAAUUGGAGCUUUCAGGAGUAUCGUCGCCUCAUCGCCGCCCUCACCAGCGGCGCACACGACGUCACCGAUUACCCCGCACUUGCAGCAGCCGUCGGCACUGGGAAGACAGUAGGGGAAGUGCGAGAUUACGUGACGACCCUCCUUGAGCGUGGAGCGCAGUGUAUCAAGGGUUUUGUUCGCAUUGAGCAGCGUAUCAAAAAGUCGCAGGACAAGCGAAGGGAGAGGGAGGCCGAACUGCGUGCCGCCAAGUGGAAGGUUGAGAGCUGCGACCACCCGGAGUCGGAGCUCACGUUCAAGGUGCGUGGCACUCCUGAAUUUGACCGCCAGCUCUUCCUCAUGGCAUACGACGCCGGUUUCGGCAUGCAGAACACCGGUGAAGUCAUCAAGGGGAUGCCGGAGAACCGCUUCGACGUGUGGUGCCAGUCGAGGAACGACGCCUACUUUGAGCGGCGGCUGCGGAACCUUCUGCAGUCGGUAAAGAGGGAGUGGGAGAAGCCGAGCAGCGAGGUGGCGGAGCCGGCGUCCCGGCGUCGGAAGCUGGAGGCGCCCCCAAGCGAUUAA